Messenger RNA from Onychostoma macrolepis, 1518 nucleotides. RefSeq names its product C-type lectin domain family 9 member A. The transcript is spliced from 8 exons. Bases 381 to 1313 code for a protein of 310 amino acids. Gene Ontology annotation, biological process: cellular response to molecule of fungal origin. Gene Ontology annotation, molecular function: (1->3)-beta-D-glucan binding. NCBI's taxonomy places the organism in Eukaryota, Metazoa, Chordata, Actinopteri, Cypriniformes, Cyprinidae. The record is from RefSeq and is a predicted model, not a curated record.
CUUCCCAGUAAAGUACUUCAAACUGAUAACUCAAAACACAGAACAUAUAAGAGUUUAUGCCAUUGGACAGGGAAGUUUUGUAAGAUAUCACUUCCUCUUUCAAUAACUGACAAUUUUAGAUUUAUUAUUAUUACGCUUGUAAAGAAUGUAAAAUUUUCUGUGGAAUUAACAGAACAUGACCCUUUAGACACCUCCUUGUGUAUGAAUCUGAUGAAGUAAUAGUGUUGUAAAUGAGGCAGCAUGUUUCGCUUCCUGGACAAAUUCUGUUAUUACCAAAUUCUGAAUGGCACAAAUGUCUCUGCGCAGUCUGUCUGACUGCAUUUAAUCAUACUGCUGUUUUCGGUCUUAACAGCAUUUGUGGAUUGUGAAGGUGAGCAGGUAUGGAAAACGAGGUGUACUAUUCAACAGUUACCUUCAAGUCAUCUGACAAUGACAAAUCUACAGGUACAGUGCCACAGUCAGAGGAGUCUGUAUUGUAUGCUGAGGUGAAAAGAAAACAAUCAACUUCACAGACACCUCCUGAGAACACAGAAAAAGAAACCUCCAUUCAGAUCUCUCCAACUUAUAGACGAGCUACUGUGUCUCUGGGGCUGCUCUGCUUCCUCCUGCUCACUGCGUUAACAACUUUCAGCACUUUCAACUACAUUCACAUGUCUAAAUACAACAAUAUUCUGGCCCAGCACUCUAAAGAGAAAUCCACCAAUCUGCAAUUACUGGCAGACAAGGAAGUGCUUGAGCAAGAGAGAGCAAAACUGACGACACAGGGUGAACAGAUGAAUGCCACACUGGACUUCAUACUCAAAAAAAGCAACUUUUUAGUGGAUGAGUACUGUCAGUCCACUGGAAAUGGGGUCCAGUGUACACCUUGUCCUCAAGAGUGGAUUCAGAAUGGUUCCAGCUGUUACUAUUUCCAUAAAAACCAGCCCUGGAAAACAUGGACAAUGAGUCAAGAAUACUGCAAGGGAUAUGGAGCUCAGCUGGCCACAAUAGACAGUGUGGAGGAACAAGAAUUCAUCAAUCAGCACACCACAUCAUAUUAUGAUGCAUAUCAUGGCUACUGGAUUGGACUCUCUGAAAAGUCAGAAACAGCUUGGGUCUGGACCACUAGGGCCAAACUUGAGGGAGGAUUCUGGAUCAGUGGCCCCUCAGAAGGAUACAUGGACUGUGUUCUGUCAAUGACCAGCAAAAACCCACUGAAAAGCUGGAUAUCAACAAGAUGUCACAUGUACAAUAGAUGGAUCUGCGAAAUGGACGUUUUAACAUGGCCAACCUUCCUUCAAGCCCAGCCAAACCUAAAUGACACCUCAACAUGAGCAGAAGACAAAACAAAAGACAACCAUCUCAAGAAUAACUUUAUUUUCCAAUUCAGUUGAUGUCUGACUUGUUAGCAAUGUUUCAAGUUCCACACAAAUCACUUCAAGCUGUCCACAUUUCAUCACAUUUUUGUCAUUGUGGAUAUGCUAUUUAAUAUGCAUUACACAAAUCAGUCUAUUAAAAACAUUUCAUGUCAAAAAUCAA